ACGUAAAAAGCUGCCGUGGGGCACAUCCAGGCUUCCGAAUUCGGCUUCUACAAAGUCCCUCCUCGGGCGGCCGCUCAGGAGCCAUGCCGUUUGCUGCAAUAUUCGAUCUCUUAUUAACCACAGACCAUGCCCAUUGAAAGAUGAUUCAUACAAAUUGUUAUCGUGCUCAGCUCGCUCAAUCAGAUACAUGACCUCGUCUGCGGCAUUUUGCCCAGAUGUCUGGAAGAGGAAGAGCCACGAGAUAUAUCACCAUGUUCUCGAGUCCUUUCCGAACGACAAAUCUCUUUCUGAUUUUCUCUUAUACAAGGGCAAUCGCGACCCUUUGGACGCCAUAUCUCACUGGACGAGCGCGUCGGAGGGAAAGGUGCUGGACAAGCAAGAUGUUGACGCUUGACUUGACCAACAAGAGGAUAAAUCGAGCACCGCCACCAUUCUCGGUACUGUCGACGGUCUCGAUUUCGGGACCGCCUCUGAGUGCAAUCUCUCGUCGCAACCCAGCAGCCCUGAUACGAGUAGCCAAGCAUCGCCUAGGAAAAGGCCACGACGAGAUGAACCGCGGGAGCAAGGGGAUGUGCCGUAUACCCUUCGCGAGGUAGGGGUAUUCGCACACGGUUCACGGUCUUCUCCGGAGAAGAAGAAGCCGCAGAAGCGGACGGCGAAAUCGAGACAUAGGCCAUUGACAGGCUGGUUCAACAAUUGGCUUUAGACUGCGGGCUGCUUUCAAUGUAUAAAGGUC
Colletotrichum godetiae is the source of this 736-nucleotide messenger RNA. RefSeq lists its product as uncharacterized. The transcript has 3 exons. The record is from RefSeq and is a predicted model, not a curated record. Lineage: Eukaryota; Fungi; Ascomycota; Sordariomycetes; Glomerellales; Glomerellaceae. The coding region runs from base 216 to 596 and encodes 126 amino acids.